Penicillium angulare is the source of this 567-nucleotide messenger RNA. RefSeq lists its product as uncharacterized. Bases 1 to 567 code for a protein of 188 amino acids. The record is from RefSeq and is a predicted model, not a curated record. The transcript has 3 exons. NCBI's taxonomy places the organism in Eukaryota, Fungi, Ascomycota, Eurotiomycetes, Eurotiales, Aspergillaceae.
AUGUCUUGGGGCUAUAACGCCUCGCCUGGCCCUGACCGGAAAGAGCAAUCUCUACAGAACAUUUCGGAGAAACUAGUACUGGAUUUGUAUAAAUUGCGGGAGAUGACCAAGGCUCUAAUAUUCUCAGAUCUCGAACAAGAGCGACCUGCUAGCAAUCUCGACAUAAUCAGCGCUUCAACCCGAGGAGUUUUCUUUAUUGAUACGAUCGAGCUGGGGAUAAGUACCCAUGGCAUGGAAACUUAUUUGAAAAGCGCCGAAGGAUCAGAACAAGUGAACAGUAUUACUUACAAAGAAGCACAGUGGUUACUGGAUGCUUUGAAUCAAUACAUCUCACACAGUGCGAGACAUCGCAAUGUCUAUGUUACUCCUCGGAAUGGUCAAGAGGCAAUUCAAAAAGCGGAAACACAGUUUAACUCUUCCUAUAUUGUGAUCAAUUCAGAUCAUAACAAUAUCAAUAAGUUCGACUCCGCUGAAGAUUAUGGCUAUGUAAAGAUCAGGGAAGAACUUUUUGCUAUCUUACAGGAAACCGCUUGGACAGAUGAUACACAUAUACAAUGUGUAGAAUGA